AUGAGGUCCAAAGCUAUCUGUUUGGCGCUGCUUUGUGUUCUUUUUGCUUCUCAUAUUUACACACCUAUACCAGGCAACAUUGAAGAACGCUGGAAAGUAAUAGCCUUAGAUGCAGCUGUUAAAACUUGUACAUUUAUGGGUAUGUGUUUUGAAAAUCUAGGUAUUAUGUCAUUUGAAGACUUUAUUUCCAUGAUAUUCAGGCUGGAUUAUACCCAACCACUUUCAGAUGAAUACGUCACAGUGACUGAUACAGCAUUCACUGACAUUCCAGUGCGUUUGUACUUGCCAAAGAGAAAGUCAGAAACCCCAAGACGAGCUGUAAUCUAUUUUCAUGGUGGAGCUUAUUGUUUGGGAAGUUUCAAGCAGAGGGCAUUUGACAUCCUCAACAGAUGGACUGCAAACAAACUUGAUGCUGUUGUUGUAGGAGUGGACUAUAGGCUAGCUCCCCAACACCGUUUUCCUGCUCAGUUUGAAGACAGCAUCGCUGCAGUCAAGUUCUUUCUUCAGGAUAAAAUUCUUACGAAAUAUGGAGUGGAUCCCAUGCGAAUCUGUAUUUCCGGAGACAGUUCUGGGGGCAAUUUAGCAGCAGCAGUGACUCAAGAGGUGCAGAAUGAUCUUGAAAUAAAACAUAAAAUCAAGGUACAAGCUUUACUUUACCCUCACUUACAGAUAAUUGAUUCUAAUACGCCGUCUCACAGAGAAAAUGAGCAUGGUGUGGCUCUGACAAGGGACGUAGCCAUAAAGUUCCUGAGCUUAUACAUCACCGAGGAUAAAACAUUUCCUCAGGCACUAAAAAGAAACCAACAUAUGCCUCUGGAAUCAAGACAUUUGUUCAAGUUUGUUAACUGGAGUACUCUCUUACCCAAGAAGCAUAGAAAGGACUAUGUUUAUACUGAACCAAUUCUUGGAAGAACUAGUUAUUCAUUGCCAUCUCUUAUGGACAUCAGAAUGUCACCCUUGUUGGCCAAUGAUUCCCAGUUACAGAAUUUGCCAUCAACCUAUGUUAUUACCUGUCAAUAUGAUAUCCUGAGAGAUGAUGGACUUAUGUAUGUUUCAAGACUUCAAAAUGCUGGAGUUCAAGUUGCUCAUGAACAUAUUGAGGAUGGAAUCCAUGGAGCUCUAUCAUAUAUGACAUCACCCCUGUAUUUACAUCUAGGUCUCAGGAUAAGCGACUUGUACAUUAGUUGGCUGGACAAGAAUUUAUAA
Messenger RNA from Pipistrellus nathusii (Nathusius's pipistrelle), 1206 nucleotides. The record is from the annotation of a GenBank genome assembly. NCBI's taxonomy places the organism in Eukaryota, Metazoa, Chordata, Mammalia, Chiroptera, Vespertilionidae.